Molecule: messenger RNA, 1968 nt
Organism: Desarmillaria tabescens
Lineage: Eukaryota; Fungi; Basidiomycota; Agaricomycetes; Agaricales; Physalacriaceae
Product: GMC oxidoreductase-domain-containing protein
Exons: 28
Coding region: 1-1968 (655 amino acids)
Molecular function (GO): flavin adenine dinucleotide binding; oxidoreductase activity, acting on CH-OH group of donors
Source: RefSeq, a predicted model, not a curated record
AUGGGUCACCCUGAAGAAGUCGAUGUUAUUGUAGCAGGAGGCGGUCCAGCAGGAUGCGUCGUCGCUGGCAGGUUGGCCUACGCCGAUCCCACCUUGAAGGUCAUGCUCAUUGAGGGAGGAGCCAACAACCGUGACGAUCCUUGGGUAUACAGACCCGGAAUCUAUGUCAAGAAUAUGCAGCGCGACGGGAUUAACGACAAGGCGACCUUUUACACAGAUACUCAAGAGUCUCCCUACUUACGAGGCCGACAAAGCAUCGUUCCAUGCGCCAAUAUCCUCGGCGGUGGAAGCAGCAUAAAUUUCCAGAUGUACACCAGGGCAUCCGCAUCUGACUGGGACGACUUCAAGACUGAGGGUUGGGAGGCCAAAGGCACAAUAUUAACGAGAGGCAAUAUAGAUCUCCUGCCUUUGAUGAAACGACUGGAGAACUACCAAAAACCUGUUAACAACGACACGCACGGAUAUGACGGCCCUAUCGCCAUUAGCAAUGGAGGGUCUAUCACUCCAUUGGCGCAGGACUUUUUGAGGGCGGCAGAUGCUGUGGGUAUCCCAUUCAGCGAUGAUAUCCAAGACCUUGAUACAUCCCAUGCCUCGGAGAUCUGGGCCAAGUACAUUAACAGACAUACAGGCCGACGUAGCGACGCAGCCACUGCUUAUGUUCACAGCGUCAUGGACGUCCAGAACAACUUAUACUUGCGCACCAACUCCCGCGUUUCCCGAGUCAUAUUCGAGGGUAACAAGGCUGUUGGAGUGGCGUACGUGCCUGCUCGCAACAGGGCAGACGGGGGCAGGCUCUGUGAGACCAUUGUGAAGGCGCGCAAGUAUGUUGUCUUGAGCAGUGGGACCCUUGGAACGCCCCAAAUACUGGAACGCUCCGGUGUUGGCGAUGCGAAAUUGCUUAAGAAGUUGGAUUUGAAAGUAGUCAGUGAUCUUCCUGGUGUUGGAGAGCAGUAUCAGGAUCAUUAUACCACUCUUACAUUGUACCGCGUCUCGAAUGAGAGCUUCACUCUAGACGACUUUUUGAGAGGAGACAAGGAAGCCCAGAAGGAGCUGUUUGCAGAAUGGGAGACGAGUCCUGAGAAGGCCAGGUUGUCGUCUAAUGCUAUCGAUGCAGGUUUCAAGAUUCGCCCGACCGAGGAAGAGCUCAAGGAAAUGGGUCCGGAGUUUAAUGAGUUGUGGAACAAGUACUUCAAGGACAAGCCCGACAAACCGGUUAUGUUCGGUUCAAUUGUGUCAGGAGCUUACGCCGAUCACAGUCUUCUCCCUCCUGGGAAGUUCCAAUACCUCGAAUACCCUGCCAGCCGUGGAAAGAUCCACAUCAAGUCACAGAACCCAUACCAAGAGCCUUUCUUUGACAGUGGCUUCAUGAACAAUAAAGCCGACUUCGCCCCGAUCCGUUGGAGCUACAAGAAGACUCGUGAGGUCGCUCGUAGGAUGGAUGCCUUCCGAGGAGAACUUACUUCCCAUCAUCCUCACUUCCAUCCUGCGUCGCCUGCUGCUGCCAAGGAUAUAGACAUCAGGACGGCGAAGGAGCUGCUCCCGGACGGAUUUACUGUUGGAAUUCAUAUGGGCACUUGGCAUAAACCGGGCGAGACAUAUGACGCGAACAAGGUUCACGAGGACAUCAAGUACAGCGAGGAAGACGACAAGGCGAUCGAUAACUGGGUCGCUGAUCAUGUCGAGACGACCUGGCACAGUCUGGGGACAUGCGCCAUGAAAGCCAGAGAGGAAGGCGGAGUCGUCGACAGUCGUCUUAACGUAUAUGGAACUCAAAACCUGAAAUGCGUGGAUUUGAGCAUCUGUCCUGACAACUUGGGUACGAACACCUAUUCCUCGGCUCUGUUGGUUGGAGAGAAGGGCGCCAGUCUUUUGGCGGAAGACAUGGGCCUCAAGAUCAAGACACCGCAUGCACCUGUACCACACGCGCCAGUCCCGACAGGUGCGCCUAUGACCCAGCAAGUUCGAUGA